Molecule: messenger RNA, 1425 nt
Organism: Cyphomyrmex costatus
Lineage: Eukaryota; Metazoa; Arthropoda; Insecta; Hymenoptera; Formicidae
Exons: 2
Coding region: 1-1425 (474 amino acids)
Source: RefSeq, a predicted model, not a curated record
AUGGAAGUGCCACCGGAAUUAAUUCAGGCAACGACGUCUUUGCUCGCGAUCCAGACAUCGGCGAUACAUGCAGCAGCCGCAAAUGCUUCAUCGGAUACAGCGAGAACGACGGUGCAACCGAGACCACCAUUCUCGUCAAGGAACAGACCACGACAGCAUACACAGAGCGCUACUCGUAAUGAUGCGAAACCGAGUCGAAAUACGCACACUUGUAACGGAUGCGGAGGCUCGCAUGCACGCAAGGAUUGUAAGUUCCGUGACGCAGAAUGUCACAGUUGCAAGAAAAAAGGUCACAUUGCAAAAGUCUGUAAAUCAAAGGAGCAAACUACAAGUCAGAUAGUAGCGACAGAGCAACCAGCUGAAAAAGUAGAUGUAAUACAGCGUCUAAACAGCCUCAAGCAGAAUAAUGCCAUCAAUACGGUCGGACGACAGUUUGUAACGGUACUUAUCGAGGGCCGUAGCCUUCAAAUGGAACUAGACAGCGGAGCAUCAUGUGGAAUUAUUAGUAAAGCUAAAUUGCAAGAGAUCAAACUUCAUCAAACGCUUAAUGAUACAGACCUUCAAUUCGUGAGUUACACGCACCAUCAUCUUAAAUGUAUAGGAUACAUUCCAGUAAAUGUAACGCUGGGGAGCACCAUGAGGAAACUCAAUCUAUAUGUGGUCGACGGUAAUAAUGAUAUACUCUUUGGGAGAGAAUGGAUUUCUCAAUUUGUUCACGAGAUCGAUUUUGAAAAACUAUUUACAACCGCAGAGAAAUUAAAUAGUCUCAUCACUCCUACGGUUCAACCACUGACGGUGGACGAAACUAAACGUCUUAAUACGUUAUUGCAACGAUACGACGAUAUAUUUAGCGAACAACCUGGGAAACUAGUUGGCCCGCCGGUAUUGGUACAUCUUAAACCAGACGUUACACCGAUAUUCGCUCGAGCUCGUGAGAUACCUGUAGCUUUACGUGGAACGUACGCCAAAGAGAUAGACAGCAAGCUCGCCUCAGGUUUCUACAAACGAGUCGAACAUUCUGAAUGGGCUUCGACUAUCCACAUUGUUAUGAAAAAGAAUGGGAAAAUGAGAAUUACGGGCAAUUAUAAGCCAACCUUGAAUCCACGAAUGGUCAUCGAUGAACAUCCAAUCCCGAAGGCCGAGCAUAUUUUUCACCGCAUGAAGGGAUCUACAUUAUUUUGUCACAUAGACAUAACAGAUGCAUAUACACAUCUAGUAAUUGAUGAAGAAUUUAGUCACGCGCUAACAUUGAACACACCUAUGUACGGAUUAAUUAGACCAACGCGUGCUGUUUAUGGCGCAGCGAAUAUCCCGGCAAUAUGGCAGCGGCGGAUGGAAACAGUAUUACAAGAUAUUCCCAAUACUCUCAAUUUUUUCGAUGACAUCUUGGUGUUUGCAGACAAUUUCACGAAUCUCCAGCAAUAA